Effrenium voratum is the source of this 1650-nucleotide messenger RNA. Lineage: Eukaryota; Dinophyceae; Suessiales; Symbiodiniaceae. The record is from the annotation of a GenBank genome assembly.
CCUGCCAUUUCUUAGAGACUCCACGGGCCCGUCGACCUUCGCGGUCCCAUGACCUGGGCGCUGACGGCGGCGCUCACAGCGGCGCUGCCAUGCGCGGCCGAGAUGGAGCUGACGCUCGCAGAGGCGAUGCCGGGGCCGGUGCUGCCACCCUGCGACAACUGGCAGAUCUCCGUGCUGGAGGAGUGCCCCAACGCCACGCUGGACGGCCUCUCCUGGCCCCGCUUCCAGCGGGACCUCUACGCCGCCCGCGCCGAGGUCUUCGGCGACGGCCUGGCGGAGGCCACCCGGGCGGUGUGGGGCCUGGUGGCAGAGGCCACCGCGAACUUCUCCCAGGCCUUCGCGUGCCCCGGGGCGGUGGUCAGCGGCUACUUCACCCUGGCGCGGCUGCUGGCGCAGCAGGGACGCAAGAGAAGGGCACUGGCGAUGCUGCACCUGGGCUUCAUCUUCGUGCGUGACCGGGGCUUCAGCGAGUGCUCGACCUGGCCGGCGGCGGGGUGGGACGUGAUGCUGGCAGGGCAGGUUCUCACGGAGCGCGUGCGGCAGCUGGACGACGGUCUCAGACCCGCCGCGGGAGGCGACGUGCGGGAGGCGGCGCUGCGGGUGGCGGUGGUGACCAUCUGCGCCUAUGCGGAGGAUGAGCCGGUGCGGGUGCUCUGCGCGCAGAACCGGCGCUUGUACCAGAUGCUCCACGGCUACGACCUGCACUUCUUCACGGAUGCUUCGCAGAUUCAGCCCAACGUCCGGGCGCAGAUGGACGUGAAGGAUGGCGUGCACAAGCCCUUCUUCUGGAAGGUCAAUGCGGUUAAGAAUGUCCUGGACACGGGGAACUACGACUGGGUGUUAUGGAUCGAUUGCGACGCCUUCUUUAUGGAUCCCACGCGCACCAUCGACUCGGUCAUCGCCAUGUACAGCAACCUCUCACAUCUUCCGCAGCCGGGGGAAGACGCUUCGGCGGAAGAGCUGGAGAUGUGGCGGAAGAUGUGGCCGGAGGUGGAGGUCUCGCUCAUUCUCGCCGUGGACUCAACAGGUAUCAACAACGGGGUGUGGUUGCUGAAGAACACCUUCUGGUCCCACGAGUUCCUGCAGCGCUGGUGGCGCUCCGACAUCUUGCAGGGCCCGGGGAAGGACCACAACUGCAGCGAUCAGUCCACGAUGCUCCACGCCUUGCUGCAGGAGCGCGCCCUGCGGCAGGACGGCGCCGAGCUGUGGGACGCCUAUGAGGCGCCAAUCUACCCUCCGGAGGUGCGGGUGGCGCGCCAGGAGCACCUGCAGAGCUUCCACCAGGCCACCGCCCAGAGCGCUCUGAGCCGCGCCUGGCAAGACGGGGACUUCAUCAAGCACCAUCCGGGCUGCCACUACUACAAGGCGCCUUGUCAGCAGCUGUACCAAGAGGCUCAGGACAUCUUCUGGAACAAAGUCCUUUUGGCGCAGAGCUGGGCAGAAGACAUCAAGAAGAACGGCAUGAGCGCUCUGGAGAAGUACUGGGGCGACGAGAAGCUCAUGGCAAAGAUCUCCAAGGGGCCUGCUCCCCACGCGAAUUGUGUCAACGAGUUGGCCCUCUACCCCGGAAAGCAGUUUGUGCGCCACAGCGCUUCCGUAGAGCAGUUUUUGGGCAGAAGUUCCGAGUCCAAGACGAGCUCGGCCUUCUGA